UUGAUGUUGUUGUUAUUUUCGAAAAGUCACUAUUCGUUUCGUGGGUUGCAGGAGUCACCAUGUGCGGCAGAUUCGCCUGCACGUUAAAGAAAGUAGAUAUUGCCAAAUAUGUAUCAUACACGGAGCAAAGCGAAGUUAAAGAGCCAGCUUGGGUCAAAAUCUCAAAAUUAGCAACUGAUUAUUGUCCGUGUGCCAACAUUGGCCCUGGAUCGUACACCCCUGUUUUGUUUUCUGACAAGAAUCUGUGCUCAGUGUCAGCUAAGGAACAUAAGAAUGAUACAAUGUUCCUUACACAAAUGAAGUGGGGUCUGAUUCCAUCGUGGCAUAAGGGGAACGAGGAGGGUUUCAAGUUCAGAAUGAUAAAUUGCCGUGGAGACUCGUUAAGAGAGAAGGCUUCAUUCAGAAAGCCAUUUGAAUUGGGUCAACGUUGUGUUGUAGUGGCAGAAGGUUUUUAUGAGUGGAAAUCAGCUGAAUACAAAAAGCAACCCUACUUCAUAAAGCCUAGUGAUAAGCAGCUCCUGGCAAUGGCGGCAGUAUAUGACAAAUGGGUUGGCCCUGGGAGUGAAGAGCCAUUGUAUUCUUAUACCAUUGUAACAGUGGAUGCAUCUGAAUCAAUGAAAUAUAUCCAUGACAGAAUGCCAGCUAUUCUUGAAUCCACGGAGGAAAUGCAGUUGUGGUUAAGUCUCCCUCCUUCAAAAGCUUUUGAAUUGAUAAGAUCUGUCAAUUCUUUACAGUGGCACCCAGUUUCCACCUUUGUGAACAAUGUGAAGAAUAAGUCGCCUGAAUGUCUCAAAGAAAUUAAGCCAAGACAAGUUCAUGAAUCAACUUCAAGUAAACUUAUGUGUAACUGGCUCAAAAGAAGUUCAGAAACAAGUAUUGAGUCUGAGAGCCAAGCUGGCCCAAAGCAGACCAAACUAAUCAAACAGUCCUAGAUUUGUAUCAAAUUUAUACACUGAAAUGGGGACACAUACUUUCAACUGGGGAUAAAAUGAAAUAAUUUUAAUGUCUAUUUGAAUAGAUGGCUAUAUUUAACUAAACAUAAUUUUAUUUUGUGCUUAUCUACAAAUUUGCUCAAUAAGGGUGCCUCCAUUGAUGAUUAAGAAGUUUCCAAACAUUUUUUGUCUUGUCUUGUAAACUGUCUGUUAGAUAUGAAAAAUAGCUCCCUUAAUUGUGAAAUAAAAAAAGUGUUUAUAAGACAAUACUUAUUUGAUAUAUAAUGUUCAUAUUUUGUUUUUAGAAUACUAAAGUCAUGGCAGGUUUUUGCUGACCCUUGUGUAUGAUGGAACGGCCCUUACCAGUUUGAUGCAUGCUUGAGCAUUGCUGAUUAUGGCCUGUAGAUUGACAUUUUGUAAUUUGUUUGCAUUGUCUAUUUCCAUUUAAAAGGAAGCUUGUUCAUUUGUGCCAGUUCAACAAAGCCUUACACCCUGUUUACAUGGAUGCCCCCUCAAACAUGUUUAAAUGAAUGCCCCUUCAAACAUGUUUAAAUGAAUGCCCCUUCAAACAUGUUUAAAUGAAUGCCCCUUCAAACACGUCUACAUGAAUGCCCUUAGAAACAAGUUUAUAUGAAUGCCCCUUCAAACACGUUUACAUUAAUGCCCUUCCAAAAAUGUUCACAUGAAUGCCCCUUCAAACACGUUUACAUUAAUGCCCUUCCAAAAAUGUUUACAUGAAUGCCUCUUCAAACACAUUUACAUGAAUGCCCUUUAAAACAAGUUUAUAUGAAUGCCCCUUCAAACACGUUUAUAUGAAUGCCCCUUCAAACACAUUUACAUGAAUGCCCCUUCAAACACGCUUACAUGAAUGCCCCUUCAAACACAAUUACAUGAAUGCCCUUUGAAACAAGUUUAUAUGAAUGCCCCUUCAAACACGUUUACAUGAAUGCCCCUUCAAACAUGUUUACAUGAAUGCCCUUUGAAACAAGUUUAUAUGAAUGCCCCUUCAAACACGUUUACGUGAAUGCCCCUUGUCUAGUAUGUAUGUAUGUACUUAUCUAGAUAAAAGUAUAUACUUAUCUAGCUUGGACCAUUAAUGAAAGGUAUAAUUAGAAAUAUGACAAGAUAAUUUAGCAUGUAGAUUACAUUUUUCUCUUAUUCCAUAAUUCUAAAUACUUUGACAAGAUUUGUGUUCUUAGUGAUUAGGUAAAAUUUACUUGUUUGUAUCUUUUAUAGUCUUUGGGAGAUUAUUCCAUUGUUGUGCUCCUUUAUUUUGUAGUAUUAAAUCACCUCAACGCUUUUCAGUUCACUUUUCUGAAAAUCGUAUAUUUAAUGGGUUUCUUAUUUAUGUUUACAGCUUUUUGUUUUAAAAAGGUUACAUUGGGCUUGCAACACAUUGUCAUUAUUGUGUUUUAUUCAAUGCAUCAGCUUGAAGAUUUUUAAGUCAUACAGAUUUCGUAUGUGUAAGGAAGUUUGAUUCCUCGUGUACAGUGGCGUACCCAGGGGUGGCGCAGUGAAGGGGGUCUGGGGCGCAGCCCCCUGAAAAUUUUUUGGACCACGCCCUUCAAACACUCGCAAAUGCGGGGAGAUGCCCUUUUUGCAAAAUAUCCCCCCAUUAUUUGAUUCAUGUUAGCUUCGGUGAAUAGCAAAGUAUUUUACAAUUGUUAUUGACACAAGCAGUGGCGGACUGGCUACCAUUCGACCUACCGGGAAAAGCAAGCAAAAGGGCGCCAAUAGGUGCUAAAAACUUCGCCUUAGCUCAUCAAAAGGUUAUAUAUAAAGUUUUGCAGCAUAUCUUUGAAAAAUUUAAAGAGGUUUAGAAAAAGUACAGUCUCUAUUCCGGGUCUUAAAUUCUUUCAAUUUGAAGAAAGAAUGGAAUACAUAGCUAGUUGUAAAUUUGAAACCAGUUUUUUUCCAAACAGCCGGUUUAAUUUUCUAUUUAAUUUUUCAGGAGUUUUAUACAUGAGGACAUCAAUCCUCAACAAAUUCUGCAUAAAAUUUUUAAAAAUUGUACAAGAUUUUUUUUCAGCUAGUCAUAAUUUCUUUGUGGUACGAAACUCCUGGUUUUAACGUACAAAAAGCAAGAUGCCUAUGAAUUGCAAAAUAAAAUAGCUUGCCACGGACAACAUGUUCAAAAUGUGUUAUCCUCUAUGAUACCUAGAGCAGUUUUUCACUAUCAAAAAAUAGUUGAUGGCCCAAAGAAACAGGACUAUUAUUCAAGAGAAACAACACAAGGAAUGUGCACAUACUACGCAAUCAAAAAUCGGCAAUAUUUGAAAAAUCCCCUUCUCCCUAAACAACUAUUUUAACAAAUUUCAACAAAGUGCCAUAAUGAACGUAAUAGUCAAUACAUUUGUGUAAGUCCCCCUCUCCUCCCCAUCUUUGAUUACGUAAUAUAUGAACGUUUCCAUACCCAAUAUUCUUCCCAUACCCAACUUAUCGAUAAUUUUAACCAUUGUGAUUGGAAGGAGCACAGGGUAAGGCUCAGUUAAUUUUUCCAAAGUGUGAGUCCUCGGUUAUUGGAUAUCAGGCACUAGGAAUAAUUUGCAUUAGUCAUAAGUCAAAAAAAUAAUAUGGUCAGUUAUAAGUCAUUGGUUUCACAAAAAUAUUAGUCAUCAGUCAGUUGGCAAGCAGUCUGCUAGUUAGCUAAUGAAAUCUCUUACUACCCCUUCAACAGAUAUCGAAUUAAUGUAUGGCGUACUUGCUUUAAACAAAUACAAGCUAAUCAGGUUUUUAGUGAAAGUAGGAAUUAGGUGGCUGGCCAUAUUCUACACCUGUCUAUUUCCUUAACAAUUCCACUAACGUUAAUAUCCUGAAUUGUGUAAGGCGAGGAAUCUCUACGUGUAAAAAGUGAUUUUCCAAAGUUGUAAUCAAAUAUCUAAAAAAAUUAACAGUAUUCAAAAGUUUUAAAUCAAGU
Rhopilema esculentum is the source of this 3849-nucleotide messenger RNA. Its product is annotated as abasic site processing protein HMCES. Gene Ontology annotation, biological process: protein-DNA covalent cross-linking repair. NCBI's taxonomy places the organism in Eukaryota, Metazoa, Cnidaria, Scyphozoa, Rhizostomeae, Rhizostomatidae. The record is from RefSeq and is a predicted model, not a curated record. Gene Ontology annotation, molecular function: single-stranded DNA binding.